Molecule: messenger RNA, 1710 nt
Organism: Vigna angularis (adzuki bean)
Lineage: Eukaryota; Viridiplantae; Streptophyta; Magnoliopsida; Fabales; Fabaceae
Product: receptor-like protein 35
Exons: 2
Coding region: 1-1710 (569 amino acids)
Molecular function (GO): protein binding
Source: RefSeq, a predicted model, not a curated record
AUGCUGCUGUCUACAUGGAGAGAUGACGACAACAGUCGAGAUUGUUGCAAAUGGAAAGGCAUUCAAUGUGACCAUCAAACAGGUCAUGUAACCAUCCUUCGUCUCCGUGGUUCGGACACACAAUAUUUGAGAGGUGCACUCAAUAUCACUUCACUGUUUCCCUUGCAAAAUAUUCAACAUUUGGAUCUCAGCUACAAUGAAUUUAUAGAGAGUCACAUCCCAGAACUCAUGGGCUCAGUUACCAACUUAAGAUAUCUCAAUCUCUCCUAUUCUUCUUUUGGUGGUAAUAUUCCUACCCAACUUGGAAGCCUUUCACAUUUAUUGUCUCUGGAUUUAAGUAACAAUUAUUUUCUCCGUGGAGAUAUCCCUUAUCAACUUGUAAGCCUUACAAAUUUAAGGUAUCUUGAUCUCAGUUAUAAUAAUCUUGAUGGGAAAAUCCCUUGUCAACUUGGAAAUAUGUCACAGUUGAGAUACCUUGGUCUCAGUGCCAAUUCAUUUUCUGGAGCACUCCCUUUCCAGGUUGGGAAUCUUCCUUACUUGCAAACUCUUAGACUUCCUGGUGAUUUUGAUGUCAAACCUAAGGAUGCACACUGGCUGUCUAAUAUCUCUUCUCUAACACAUCUUGCCAUCGAUGGUUUACAUAACCCUGACUGGUUGCAUAUGAUUCAUUAUCCAAAGCUAGGAGAGUUGAGACUAGUUAAUUGUUCUCUUUCAGAUACCCAUAUUCAUUCUCUAUUUUAUUCACCUUCCAACUUUUCCAAUUCUCUUACCAUCCUUGACCUUUCUUAUAAUAUGCUCACAUCCUCAACAUUUCAAUUAUUGUCUAACUUUAGCCGUAAUCUUCAAGAGCUUUAUCUUUCACAUAAUAACAUUGUUUUGUCAUCUCCAGUCCACUCAACCUUUCCUUCUCUUGUGAUCCUUGACCUUUCCUAUAAUAACAUGUCAUCAUCGGUCUUUCGAGGUAUCUUCAACUUCAGUUCAAAACUUCAAAAUCUUUAUUUGCAAAAUUGUAGUCUUGGGGAUGAUAUUUUUCUCAUGUCAGCUAUUUCAAUAACGAAUUCUUCGUCUUCUCUUGCCUCGCUUGAUCUCUCCUCAAAUCUAUUGAAAUCAUCAUACAUAUUUUACUGGCUCUUCAACUCCACUACCAAUCUUCGUAAACUUGAACUUAAUGACAACAUGUUGGAAGGUCCCAUUCCAGAUGGAUUUGGGAAAGUAAUGAACUCUCUUGAAGAGCUUUAUCUUUCACAUAAUAACAUUGUUUUGUCAUCUCCAGUCCACUCAACCUUUCCUUCUCUUGUGAUCCUUGACCUUUCCUAUAAUAACAUGUCAUCAUCUGUCUUUCAAGGUAUCUUCAACUCCAGUUCGAAACUUCAAAAUCUUUAUUUGCGAAAUUGUAGUCUUAGGGAUGAUAGUUUUCUGAUGUCAGCUAUUUCAAUUACGAAUUCUUCGUCUUCUCAUGUCUUGCUUUAUCUCUCCUCAAAUCUGUUGAAAUCAUCAUCCAUAUUUUACUGGCUCUUCAACUCCACUACCAAUCUUCGUACACUUGAACUUUAUGAUAACAUGUUGGAAGGUCCCAUUCCAGAUGGAUUUGGGAAAGUAAUGAACUCUCUUGAAGUUCUUGACCUCUAUGAUAACAAACUGGGAGGCGAGAUUCCAUCUUUCUUUGGGAACAUGUGCACAUUGCAGAGAUUACCGGCAUUCUACCUAUAA